AUGAAGCCACAGAUUGAAGAAGAGUUAGAUCGUCUUGUAAAAGAUGGAGUUCUGGAGAAAGUCGAUACAAGUGAAUGGGCAACCCCUAUAGUACCUGUUCCUAAGAAGGAAGGCAUUAGGAUCUGUGGGGACUUCAAAGUGACCAUUAAUCCAUUGUUGGAAGUAGACCAACAUCCCUUGCCUAAAAUUGAAGACAUAUUUGCGUCACUAGGGAAAGGCAAAUCAUUUUCAAAGAUUGAUUUGAAAAAUGCAUACCUACAGGUUGAAGUAGAUGAGGAUAGCAAACAGUAUCUGACAAUUAGCACACAUAAAGGUCUUUUUCGAUAUAAUCGUCUCGUAUUUGGAAUCGCAUCAGCCCCAGCAAUCUUUCAGAGAUUGAUUGAACAGGUUGUAGGAGAUAUUCCUAACGUAGAAGUGAUAUUAGAUGACAUGAUAGUCACAGGACAGGAUGACAAUGAACACUUAGAAACACUCGAAAAAGUUCUGAGUCGGUUGAGUGAAUAUGGGUUAAAAGUGAAUGUCGAGAAAUGUGUGUUCAUGAAUGACAAAGUGGUGUUCUGUGGCCAUGAGAUUACCAAAGAUGGUCUCCACAAGACAACUGAGAAAAUUAACGCAAUAAAAGAUGCACCGCCAAUUAAAAAUGUCAGAGAUCUAAGAUCAUUCCUAGGACUUGUCCAGUAUUACGCUAAGUUUUUGCCAAAUUUGGCAACAGUGUUACAUCCCCUGCAUCAACUAUUGACCAAGAAUGCUAAAUGGAAGUGGACCAAAGCGUGUCAAGAUGCAGUUACCAAAGUGAAGGAGAUGAUAACAUCUGAUCUAGUACUGAUCAACUAUGAUCCUGAUCUACCGAUUAUUCUCGCGUGCGACGCAAGCUCUUUCGGAAUCGGAACAGUUCUCAGUCACAAGCUACUUAAUGGUACAGAGCGACCGAUAGCUUUUGCAUCGCGUAGUCUCAAUAAAGCUGAAAAGAACUAUAGUCAAAUUGACAAAGAAGCACUUAGCUUGAUCUGGGGAAUCAAGAAAUUUAACUCUUACUUAUACGGAGGAAGGUUUACUCUAGUGACAGACCACAAACCGUUAUUGUCGAUCUUUAGUCCCAGCAAAGGAAUUAGCGCUACGACCGCAGCUAGAUUACAACGAUAUGCUUUGUUUCUAAGUGGAUACCAGUAUGAUAUUGUUUACCGGUAUACAAAGCAGCAUGGAAAUUGUGACUCACUAUCAAGGUUACCGCUUGAAACGUCAAAUGCUCUAGAAGCUGAUGAAACCGAUGUCUUCUUUAGUAAACAGUUAGAUACUUUACCUGUUAGUAGUGAUCAAGUAGCGCUUGAAACAAAACGUGACAGGAUUUUAUCAAAUGUACUUGAAUAUGUCGCGAAAGGAAAACCGAUGAAUAGUUAUGAAAUGUCGGCAGUGUAUCAACCGUUCAUGAACAGACAAUCACAAAUAUCGGUUCACCAAGGAUGCUUAAUGUGGGGACUCAGAGUAAUUAUCCCUUAUUCCUUGCGGAAUUCUGUACUACAGGAGUUGCAUUCUGGACAUCUUGGAAUUGUCAAGAUGAAAUCCUUGGCAAGAAGCUACGUCUGGUGGCCAGGAAUCGAUAAAGAUUUGGAGGGAAUUGCUCAAUCAUGUUAUGGGUGUCUCACACGCGAAGCCUAG
This is a messenger RNA of Mercenaria mercenaria, 1656 nucleotides long. RefSeq lists its product as uncharacterized. The record is from RefSeq and is a predicted model, not a curated record. Bases 1 to 1656 code for a protein of 551 amino acids. Lineage: Eukaryota; Metazoa; Mollusca; Bivalvia; Venerida; Veneridae. The transcript has a single exon.